Entamoeba invadens IP1 is the source of this 981-nucleotide messenger RNA. RefSeq lists its product as hypothetical. The transcript has a single exon. NCBI's taxonomy places the organism in Eukaryota, Evosea, Mastigamoebida, Endamoebidae. The annotation marks the transcript as partial. The record is from RefSeq and is a predicted model, not a curated record.
CAAACAGUUGGACUGUCAUCCUAUUAUAAUCCGGGUUCUGAAAUUUGGGAACUUGUCAGCAAAUUAAAAACUAUAGCAUUUUACAAACCUAGUGAUAUUCCAUUGAUGUUUGAAAAAAUCCGAAGACAUAUAAAAAUGGAAGAUUUUGAAGAUGGUUCUCAUGAGGGCGUUUUUAAACUUCUGGACUAUUUUCAAGUGAAUUGGAUAGAAAAAUGGCCUAUCCGUAUAUGGUGUCAAUUUAAUCAACAAAUCAGAACCGAUAAUUUAAGUGAAUGUUAUCACUCAUCACUUGUCAAAAGGUUAUCAUGCAAAAAACCUACAAUCGGAAAACUAAUUAUUCAUUUAAUGAAAAUUGAAGAAAGCGAAAUAAACAAAAUAAAACAAAUGGAUUCUGGAAACAACCACUUUUAUAAAAGACCCACUAAAAUAUACAAUUUGACAUUAAACUAUUAUAGUAAUAGUAGUUCACAAAACAUUUUUCAAAAAGAAAUAAUUAAUAAUGUGGACCAUCUUAAAUGGACAAAAUUAUAUGAGUUGGACGUUAAUACACAAGAUACUAUUGAUCUCAAGAAAGAUUUGAUUAAUUAUCAAAAGUGUGAUGAAAAUUAUGUCGGUGAAAUUAAAGAUUAUGCAAAAUAUAAUUGUAUCAAUGACGAUGAUGAAUAUAUGACAGAAAAAAAUGACCAAUUAAUUAAUUGUGAUGGUGAUAAUUCCAAACAUAAUACUGAACAAAAGAGUACUAUCAAAGAUUGCAAAGGAAAAAGUGUUUGUGUUGAGUGUGAUAAUGGUAUAGAUGAAUUAAUAGAAACUGAAGAUAAAAACGUUUUGGUGAUUUCAAGAAUUACAAUUCAAAAGAAGAACGAAAUUGGUUAUAUAUGUCCUUGUCGCAGGAGGUUUGUUGGUGAUGGUAAACGUAAGAAAAAGUCAACAACUAAGAACAAAAAAGCUAAACGUAUAAAUAAGUCCAAAAAUGACAAUUAA